This is a messenger RNA of Triplophysa rosa, 3162 nucleotides long. It is a transcript of the gene chst8, whose product is annotated as carbohydrate (N-acetylgalactosamine 4-0) sulfotransferase 8. Gene Ontology annotation, biological process: carbohydrate biosynthetic process; proteoglycan biosynthetic process. The record is from RefSeq and is a predicted model, not a curated record. Lineage: Eukaryota; Metazoa; Chordata; Actinopteri; Cypriniformes; Nemacheilidae. Gene Ontology annotation, molecular function: sulfotransferase activity. The transcript has 4 exons. Bases 420 to 1709 code for a protein of 429 amino acids. Gene Ontology annotation, cellular component: membrane.
GCUCGUCCACCUGGAUCGUGAGGAGUUUGAGUUGCGAUCCGCUUCUCAUCACUGAAACUAAGAAUUCGUGACAGUUUUCCACCGAGUUUCUCCACCCGAUCCCGAGCACAUCUCCACACCGUUCCUGCAGCGACCGCCCGGAGACAUCGGCAGCUUCACGAGGGAAAUCUUUACGACACGCGGAAGAACGCGCAUCAUCGUAGUGGACUGAACCAGACAGCUGGACUCUCUGAUCCAUCACCAUCUGAAGUACCAGAAUAGACUCGCAAACAGAAGGGCUUGCGAACAAAGUGCAACUGGAUACCGAGCACGAGACGAGCGGGGCGGAUCGUGGAAAGCGAGUUUCGCUCUGCGUUGUGCUGAAAUGAUCUGAUCUGUCACCGAAGACUCGAGCACAGCAGAUUAUCAUCUGGACAGUGAUGUUCUUUAUAGAUUGUAAGAUGGUAGAUGCUCUGCGGGGCCGGAGGAGGUUACGGGUGUCUGUCUGUAAGCUGCCCUGUCCGUUCUGCUUUCUGCUGCUGUUUGCAGUCGGAGGUCUGGUGCUCUUCAUUCACCUGCAGGAUCUCUCAGACAUGGUCAUACAACAAACUCCAGCAGGUGUAAAGCUCAGAAGCACAUCUUACUCAAGGAAGGAGCAAUGUGUCCAGUUCAGUGAGGCAGCAAGUAGACUCGCCCGGCGGUCUGAAGAGGGCGACGUCGACCCCAUCUCACCAAUGCAGCUGCCAGACUCCCAAUGGAAACAGCAGGCUGCCACCCCGGGGUCACGAGAGCACGACCUGGGCUCACAGAGGGUCACCAAACGUCACCGCAAACUUUUAAAGACCAGCCCAGUAGUCCGACCACAAACAAACUCUUCAUCCACAGCGGAGAGCCCUCGAGAGCUGUCCGACAUUAAGGAAUCUCGCCGGCGGAUCAUCAGGGAGGUGUGCGCCAAGUACCGCAGUAAUAUUUCCCGAACGAUAACGCCGCACCACGUCUCCAGGAUUUACGUGGAGGACAGACAUAAACUGCUCUACUGCGAGGUGCCCAAAGCCGGCUGCUCCAACUGGAAGCGGGUUCUGAUGGUGCUGGCCGGCGUCGCCAACUCCACGCGUGAAAUCAAUCACAUGGACGUCCAUUACGACAACCACCUGAAACGCCUGGACAGCUUCGACCGGCAGGGCAUCGCCAAGCGUCUGGAGACCUACACCAAAGUCCUGUUUGUCCGAGAGCCUAUGGAAAGAUUGGUGUCUGCGUUCAGAGAUAAAUUCGAGAGCCCAAACUCCUACUACCAUCCCGUGUUUGGAAAGCCCAUCAUCUCAAAGUACAGGGUGAAAGCGUCCAAAGUGGCUCUGAAGACGGGGAGCGGGGUGACCUUUCGGGAGUUCAUCCAUUACCUGCUGGACGUCCACCGGCCCGUGGGAAUGGACAUCCACUGGGAACCCGUCAACCAGCUCUGCAGUCCAUGUCACCUGCAUUACGACUUCAUAGGAAAGGUGGAGAGCUUGGCCGAGGAGGCCAGUUUCAUUUUACAAAAGAUCGGAGCCCCCGACAACCUGACGUUCCCCGCGUUCAAGGACGGGAACCCGAAAGCGGCCAGGACUUCAACUCAGAUCACACAGCGUUAUUUCUCACAGCUGAACGCCUCUGAGAGACAGAGAGCAUACGACUUCUUCUACAUGGACUACCUGAUGUUUAACUACACCAAACCCUACAAAGACUUGUAUUGACGAUUGUAACUGCUGUGCACACCAUUCAUUCCGCGCUGGAAUCUGUUAAGAGACUAAUAACACUCAUUCACAUCUCUGGUUUUUCCCAGAAUUCCGCAGUCACAAUCGUUCAUCCCUAGUCAACACAGCCGAAACACGCACAUUAUGUUUGUGAGAAUGUCAUACCACUUCUACUAUUCCUGCAGUGCGAGAUGUGCACAGUAUGGAAAUGUUCAUGAGAAAUAGCUGGAUUAUAUACUGGAUGCUUUCUUGGCGAAAAUGAUUGAACAGACUGCCAAACCUUUACCAAAAAAAACGAUCCCAAUGUACAAAUGUAAAACAAGAUUUCUUAUAGAAUACGUUUAUGGAAACAUGCAAUGCUGCACACAGUAUAUACUGCACAGUAUUUCACUCUUACUUUACGUAUUUUAAGUAGAAAAAAGAAUCAUGUAACUUUACCAGUGAAUUAUUGGUUUUCAUCUACAAAAAAAGACUGGAUGGUAUUAAUGUGGUUUUUUGAACGUAGUAAGGCUAUUCUUUGACAAACCUUGGAGUGCCAUGUAAAAAAAGCAAACUACAAGAAUUUAAAAUUCAUACCAUCAGAUACCACGGUAGCACCACACUACUUUUUCUUCCAAACGAUUAUCUAUAUAAACAGCAUCAUUCACAUCCCUUUAGAAAACACACUCCACGCAAAAUACACUGAUAUUUUCGGAUAAAAAUCUUUAGCGAUCUAUAAUUGUAAAAAGGGCAUUCAGAGGACUAUAUUUUUAUAUGUAUUUGUAAAAUGGCUUUCGAUGUGAUCCAGGCUUUUGCGCAAACUCAUCUUUAAGUCACUCGUGGUGUGUUGGGCAAUACGUUGGUUUAUUUCUGUGAGAAUAUGACAAAAACGCCGCUCAACUUCUCUGCACUAAAUCCUGUUUAAAUUAUGCUUAUUAGAUAACACAAGGAUGUGUGUGUGUGCGUGCGUGCGUGCGUGCGUGCGUGUGCGUGCGUGCGUGUGCGUGUGCGUCCAACGCUACACAACUUUUAUGUCUACACAAGUGAGUUUAUUUAAAAACACAAAAUGUGAAAAUCCUAUAGAACAGAACAUAUUUUAUUUAUUUUACGCGAGACACACCACUUAAGAGCUAUAUAUAGGCAUUAUAUACGAGCAUAGUAUAUUUUUAUUUCAUUUUAUUUUAUUAGAAAUCACACAGUAGAUUUAUGUCAUACAGAGAUAUGAUGAAUUGUGCGUGUACUGCGUUGAGUAUCGGCUUUAUAAAAUACUGCUAUCAUCCCUCUGUUCCUCCCAACUCCUUAUGAAUAUAUAGAUCUAUAUGAUAUCACGCAUAUACAGUAACUGGUGAAUGUAUAACUGUUGUUGGUGCAGAAGUGUAUAAAUCCGUAUGAUCUAUAAGCCCUUUGCCUUAUGUGACACUGCCAGUGUUUCAGGACACUGAAUCUACAGGUGCGCCUCCUCCUACAGACUGAA